Molecule: messenger RNA, 1253 nt
Organism: Drosophila serrata
Lineage: Eukaryota; Metazoa; Arthropoda; Insecta; Diptera; Drosophilidae
Gene: SdhB
Product: Succinate dehydrogenase, subunit B (iron-sulfur)
Biological process (GO): aerobic respiration; tricarboxylic acid cycle; respiratory electron transport chain
Cellular component (GO): mitochondrial membrane
Molecular function (GO): oxidoreductase activity; electron transfer activity; 2 iron, 2 sulfur cluster binding
Source: RefSeq, a predicted model, not a curated record
UACAGCGACGGUCACACUGCGCCCCCAGUUUGUACAAAAAUUUUGUACGCCAAAUAAACGGAAAUUGUUCUUAACAAAUCGAUAAUUGCAAACGCAGUGCCGUUUCAAUUGCAGCCGAGUCGUAAAAAAUGUUGGUCAACGAAGCUAGGCAACUUCUGAGCCGCGUCGGCUCCGUGGCGGCACGUCACCAGUUGCGAGCUAUCAGCAAUGGCACCGCACAGCUGGAGCAGCAGGCGCAGCCCAAGGAGGCCAAGGAGCCACAGGUGAAGAAGUUUGAGAUCUACCGCUGGAACCCGGACAACGCCGGCGAGAAGCCCUAUAUGCAGACGUACGAAGUGGAUCUCCGCGAGUGCGGACCCAUGGUGCUGGAUGCCCUCAUCAAGAUCAAGAACGAACUUGACCCCACGCUCACCUUCCGUCGCUCGUGUCGCGAAGGCAUCUGUGGCUCCUGCGCCAUGAACAUCGGCGGCACCAACACCCUGGCCUGCAUCAGCAAGAUCGACACCAACACCUCCAAGUCGCUCAAGGUGUACCCGCUGCCGCACAUGUACGUGGUGCGCGAUCUGGUGCCGGACAUGAACAACUUUUACGAGCAGUAUCGCAACAUUCAGCCCUGGCUGCAGCGCAAGAACGAGGCCAGUGAGCAGAAGGGCAAGGCUCAGUAUUUGCAGUCCGUUGAGGACCGUUCCAAGCUGGACGGCCUGUACGAGUGCAUCCUGUGCGCCUGCUGCUCCACCUCGUGCCCCUCGUACUGGUGGAACGCCGAGAAGUACCUGGGCCCCGCCGUGCUUAUGCAGGCCUAUCGCUGGAUCAUCGACUCUCGCGACGAGAACGCCGCUGAGCGUCUGGGCAAGUUAAAGGACCCAUUCAGCGUCUAUCGGUGCCACACCAUCAUGAACUGCACGCGCACGUGCCCCAAGGGCUUGAAUCCCGGUCGCGCUAUUGCCGAGAUCAAGAAGCUGCUCUCGGGCCUGGCCUCAAAGCCGGCUCCCAAGUUGGAGACAGCGGCACUGCACAAGUAGAGAUGUUUCCCGCUCUACUUUCCAGUUCGUGCUUUCCCCUUUUUUCCUUUAGCAGUUGCCACGCGUCCGCAAACCUGUAGAAAGGAACAACAGCUCCAGUGCUAGAACUCCAGGAACCUUGCUUACUAUGUUUUAGUUUAUUUAAGCCUAAAGUAAACGACACUUGUUAUUACAGUUUGUAAAGGGAUCGAUGUGUGACGCGAGAAUAAAUAACUAAUUGUGUAUCCACCA